Glycine soja is the source of this 1369-nucleotide messenger RNA. Its product is annotated as NAC domain-containing protein 21/22-like. Gene Ontology annotation, biological process: regulation of DNA-templated transcription. The record is from RefSeq and is a predicted model, not a curated record. The coding region runs from base 118 to 1026 and encodes 302 amino acids. Gene Ontology annotation, molecular function: DNA binding. The transcript is spliced from 3 exons. NCBI's taxonomy places the organism in Eukaryota, Viridiplantae, Streptophyta, Magnoliopsida, Fabales, Fabaceae.
AUUACACCUCACAAAAUUUCUCACUUCAACUUUGAACUUCUUUUCUCUAUUAUUAUUAUCUUUCUCUUUUUCUUCAUCUCUUAUCUUCCUUCACCUUUUUAUUGAAAGAAAAAAAAAAUGAGCAACAUAAGCAUGGUAGAGGCAAAGCUGCCACCAGGAUUCAGGUUUCAUCCAAGAGAUGAAGAGCUUGUGUGUGAUUACUUGAUGAAGAAGGUGCAACACAAUGAUUCCCUUCUCUUGAUAGAUGUUGACCUUAACAAGUGUGAGCCAUGGGAUAUUCCUGAAACAGCAUGUGUUGGAGGGAAGGAGUGGUAUUUCUACACACAAAGAGACCGUAAGUAUGCAACAGGGUUACGCACAAAUCGUGCCACUGCCUCAGGGUAUUGGAAGGCCACAGGGAAGGACAGGCCUAUCCUCCGCAAGGGCACCCAUGUAGGGAUGAGGAAGACUUUGGUGUUCUAUCAAGGAAGGGCACCCAAAGGGAGAAAAACUGAGUGGGUCAUGCAUGAGUUUCGUAUCGAAGGACCUCAUGGACCUCCUAAAAUUUCUUCUUCCAAGGAAGAUUGGGUUUUGUGUAGGGUGUUCUACAAAAACAGUGAAGUUUUAGCCAAACCUAGCAUGGGUAGCUGCUAUGAGGACACGGGAUCUUCAUCUCUUCCUGCGUUAAUGGACUCUUACAUAAGUUUUGACCAAACUCAAACCCAUGCAGAUGAGUUUGAGCAAGUGCCCUGCUUCUCCAUUUUCUCUCAGAACCAAACAAACCCCAUUUUCAACCACAUGACCACUAUGGAGCCUAAGUUCCCUCUCAACCAUGCAACUACAACAUAUGGAGGAGCACCAAAUUUGGGUUAUUGCUUAGACCCUUUAUCUUGUGACAGAAAAAUGUUAAAAGCUGUUUUGAAUCAAAUCACAAAGAUGGAAAGGAAUCCACUUAACCAAAGUCUAAAAGGGUCACCAAGCUUAGGAGAAGGAAGUUCAGAGAGUUAUUUAUCUGAAGUGGGGAUGCCCCACGUGUGGAAUUACUGAUGUGAGACUUUAGUACUUAAACCCUCUCCUCCACCUAUGCCACCAUGAAAUUUUUUUUUUAAAAAAAAAAACAAGAAAAAAAAAAGGUAUAAGGGGGAAGAUAAAAUCAAUCCAUUGUUUUAAGUCAUGGUGAGUACUUAUGUUUUACCUGUGGUGUUUUAGCUAUUAAUGUAUACCCAUCCAUGAUGUGUCCCUAUAUAUUAGGAAAAUGGGACUUGUAAUUUAAAUUUAUAAAUAUUUGUAGUUAAUUUUAUUUAGUGGAUGAUUUUUUUUUCUUCUUUGUUAAAUUAGAUGUUGGAUUGAGAUGUUAUGAAGAUAAUCAAAUCUCUAUCUUUAUAUUGAA